Messenger RNA from Punica granatum (pomegranate), 1966 nucleotides. The record is from RefSeq and is a predicted model, not a curated record. Lineage: Eukaryota; Viridiplantae; Streptophyta; Magnoliopsida; Myrtales; Lythraceae.
UUUCUUGAAGAAAGAAAAACUCUUCAUCUCUCUCUCUCUCUCUCUCUCUCUCUCUGCUUCUCAGUGGUCUGUUCCAAUGGCACCGCAGGUGAAGAUGACGGAGUACGAGCGGCAGAGGCUCGAGAACAUCCGGCGGAACGGCGAGAUGAUGGCCGCCCUCAACCUCCAAUCCCGCGCCGCCGAGCUCUCCGCCGCCUCGAAGCGCCAAAAAGUUGAGACCAAAACCUAUAAGGUUGAUGCGGAGAAGAAGCCGAAGGUGGAGACUCCGGUCGUGAUGCGGCGCUCGCUCCGUACGAGAGGAUUGCCACCUGAUUUAAAGGGUCUUAGCAAUGAGGAUUCUGGUAGUCCAGUGGCUGUCACCGAAUCCCCGAAAAAAAAUCCCAAGGUUUCUCCCAGGGAUGCCGGCCCCAUUUCCAUGCGCGAUGCUUAUCGUGGUUUAGGCUCUGAUCAUGCAUUUAGGGAGACAGUUAGUAGGUUUUCUGAAAGUAACGAGACUGGCUUCUCGUCGCCAGAGGGAUUUGAUAAACUGAAGGGCCAUAAAGGAGAAGAUCUGCGUGGUUCAGCUGUAGGUCUUGGUGGAAAUGUCAAGAGGGAAAAUGAUGGUGGGGAUUCAGUUGAUGUUGGUUUGUCGGAGGGGAGACGAUAUAAUAUGGCGAUGGAUGAGGAGUCGGAUGGAGUUAAGGGGUGUAAACAGGAGAAUCCCUUUGAUUCAAAGGUGGGUGGCGGUGAAAGCUUCCCUUCAAUUCACAAUAUUAAGAGGGAGAAUGGUGAUAAAGCUUUGGGUUCUUCGGUGCUGAAAGUGGAGAACAUCGCCAAGAAAGAGGAGUCUGAUGGAGCGGAGGGGUGCAAAGUGGAAACUUUGUGUGAUCCGAAAAGGAAUGAGAGUGAUAAUUUGCCUAUGAGUCUUGAUAUCGUGUGUCAAGGUGAUGAUAAGGCUUUGAUGGAUAUCAAUCGAUUGACACUGAACAAGAAGAAUGUUGCGAGGGUCGUACCUGGAAGGAUAAUGUCAAUUAAAUUCUUCCCAACUCCCAAUAUGAGAAUGAUUGCUGUGGGGAACAAAUUUGGGAAUGUGGGAUUCUGGAAUAUGGAGUCCCCUGAAGAUGAUGAUGAAGAUGGGAUAUACUUGUACCACACGCAUUCCGGUCCUGUUUCUGGGAUUUCCAUACCAGAAUUUAAUCUGUCCAAGAUGUUUACGUGCUGCUAUGAUGGUUUCCUUCGGCUGAUGGAUGUUGAGAAAGAGAUCUUUGAUCUGGUGUAUGUCACUGAUGAGGCUAUAUUUUCUCUUUGCCAACGACCUGACAAUGCGAGUUGCUUGUACUUUGCUGAGGGUCGGGGAGGACUUCAAUUCUGGGACGAGAGGACAGGGAAGUCCUCAUCCUCCUGGGAUUUGCAUGAAGAUAGGAUCAACACUAUUGAUUUUAACCCAAAAAAUCCCUCCAUCAUGGCAACAAGCUCCACAGAUGGGACGGCAUGCAUUUGGGAUCUGAGAAAUAUAGGCAGAGGUAGGCUGAAAAAUAUCAGAUCUGUGGACCACAAGAAAGCUGUACAUUCCGCCUACUUCUCUCCAUCUGGUAGCUUUCUUGCUACUUCAAGCUUUGACAACUCAGUCGGAAUAGCGAGCGGGACUGAUUUUGAGGAGACUUCAGUGGUGUUCCACAAUAACAAGACAAGCAGAUGGAUCUCCUCUUUCAAGGCAAUUUGGGGUUGGGACGACUCAUACAUCUUCACCGGGAACAUGAAAAGAGCAGUCGACAUCAUCUCUCAGAGCAGGAAGAGCAUAAUUUGGAGGCUAGAGAGCCCGUAUAUAACUGCAAUCCCUUGCAGGUUUGCUGCACACCCCUCUGAGGUCGGGACACUUGCAGGAGCAACAAGUGGUGGGCAGGUCUAUACUUGGACUUUGCAAUAGAACUAGGUCGUUUCUAAUUUUGUAUAUCCUUUGGAUUAGAUCCUUCCAUUAGAAUUGGAC